AUGGCGUUCUUGUUCUGCAAAAGUAUCAAAAAGUCACAUAUACAUAAAAUAUCAUGCGAAGGUUCAGCUUCAGAGAUAGAAGGCUACAAAUUCUCAUAUAUACGAUAUUUCUGUGUAAUUAUCGGUUGCAUUUUAAGUGGUGGCCUUCUACGUUUACUUUUUCACUGGUUUCCACAUUGGCUCCUUUGGUGUACACACAAAACAUGUGAACUUAGUGAGGCCAGUAAAGUGAAGAUAAAGGAUAUUUCCGGCAUUUAUAUCCAUAAAGUUCAGUAUCCAGUACAAGAAAAGUCGAGGCCACAGUAUGAUGGUACAUCAACGGAUACUUUUCUUGAGAAUCAAACCAAACACCCAUAUAUCAUACACAAAAAGCUGAAGUAUAUCUGGAAUUUCGAAUCUGAAAACUUUGAGAUACUACAAAACUGGGACGAACGUGCGUACGACGAAAUAUUGAAUGCACAACCUUUGACUACGGAUCUAAUUGAAACUCGUCGAAACCUGUAUGGAAUUAAUAAGAUAGAUGUCAGUCUUACACCUAUAAUCAGGCUUGUUUUGAAUGGAUGUCUUACUCCUUUUCACUGCUUUCAAGUGUUCAGUUGUAUAAUAUGGUUUUGCGUUGAAUACGAAAUAUAUGCAACAUGCAUUGCUGUGUUCUCAGUAACGUCACUAAUUUUUCAGGUUUACGAGCUUCGUAAGAAUGAACGCUCUUUGAAGAAAACUGUUUGCAUUUCAUCUAAAGUUAGUGUAUGCAGACGCAUUGAUGGGGAAGAUGAUUUUAUACUCGUUGAUUCAACGGAAUUGGUACCGGGAGAUUUAAUUGCCAUUCCUAGUAGUGGAUGUCUGAUGCAAUGUGAUGCGGUAUUACUGAUGGGGAAUUGCAUAGUAAAUGAAAGUAGCUUAACAGGUGAAAGUCUUCCGAUUACAAAAAUCCCACUGCCCAAUGGACAAUAUGAGAAUACCCCAUUUGAUUUCCGUUCAUGCCCACGACAUAUUCUCUUCAGUGGAACAUCUGUCAUUCAGACACGUGGUGAUAUAAAUAAGCGUGUAUUAGCUGUAGUUAUUCGAACGGGAUUUAUGACAACCAAAGGAGAACUUGUACGGUCUAUCAUGUUUCCAAAACCUAUGAAGUUCAAAUUUACUCAGGAUGCCUAUCAGUUUUUAGGAGCCCUUUGUGCUGUGGCACUUGUUGGUCUGUGUGUCUCUGUUUAUCUCAUGUACUGGAAUAACAAGGACUUGUACUACAUUAUUUUGAGACCUUUGGACUUAGUAACAAUUGUGAUACCACCUAUUCUACCAGUCGCAAUGAGUGUUGGAAUCGUUUUUGCUCAACGACGACUUCGUAACCAUGGUAUAUAUUGUAUAAAUCCAAGCGUUAUGAAUGUUUGUGGUGUGAUAAAUCUUACUUGUUUCGAUAAGACUGGCACUCUAACUGAAGACGGAUUAGAUCUAUGGGGUGUAAUACCAAACAAAGAUGGGGUUCUUGGAAAGCCUGAGUUUGAACCAUCAAAGUUAGGCCAUGGGCCUUUGAUUGAAUGCAUGGCUACUUGUCAUUCAUUAACUCGAAUUGAUGGCGUUCUAUCAGGUGAUCAUAUGCUCACCUCUCUUUCUGUGGCACGGGACUGUGAAAUGAUUGAUGAAUUAGAUCGAGUUGUUAUUGUUACAGCUCGCCCACCACCUCAUCCUAGUAAUUAUUUUACUUCAGACAUGUUAAAUGAAAAUCAGCCAAUAUCUAUGCCAGAUACUGGAUUUUCUACUGAAACAAAUCCAAACCACAUUUCAGAUCCUACCGAUGCAAGAAAUGAUAAGAAUUUCUCAGAUGAUCUAAUCAAUUCCCUUGUUCAAUUUCACUAUGCAGAAGACCUACACAGACCGGUUACUGAAGUCGCAACGACUAACAUUCAACUAAAGCGAAAUCAAACUAAAACUGACAACGUAGAAACAUCGAAAACGUCAUUUUUCAAGCGAAUAAAAACAAAAUUUAAUUUUAGUGGGUCACGAAGUUCCUCAAAGGUUUUAGCUGGCCUAUCUGCGCAAAGCAGUGGUGCAAUAAACAACAUCAGUUCUGAAAACGAAGACAAUCACAUUGAUUUUGAGAAAUGUUUGUCCGAUAAAUUAGACAAACAUUUAGAUACUUCAAGUAGUUUCCAGCACAGGGAUACUGCUGAAAACCGUUAUGCUCUCUCUAUAAGAAUGAUUGAUAGACCUGAUUUCCAUCUCGCAAUUUCAGGCAAAACAUGGUCUGUUAUUCAAGAACACUAUCCUUGGCUAAUACCUAAAUUGGUUGUAAAGGGUACAGUGUUUGCUCGUUUCUCGCCAGAACAAAAAGCACAAGUGAUUGAAGCUCUCCAGUCAGUUGGUUACUUUGUUUCUAUGUGUGGGGAUGGUGCAAACGAUUGUGGAGCUCUGAAAGUAGCUCAUGCUGGGAUUUCCUUAAGUGAAGCAGAAGCAAGUAUUGCUAGCCCUUUUACAUCAAAGAAACAGAAUAUAAGCUGUGUUCCCAUGCUUAUAAGAGAGGGUCGUUGUGCUCUUGUAACAAGCUUUGGAACGUUCAAAUUUAUGGCCGGUUAUUCCCUCAUCCAAUCAUUUUCCACGAUCAUACUUUUCGUGAUCGGUAGCAAUUUGUCCGAAUGGGAAUUCCUGUACUGCGAUUUUAUUAUUAUAACAACUUUAAGUUUAACAUUUGGAUAUACACAUGCAUAUCCGUAUCUCUCAGCUGAACCGCCUACAAUGAGACUAUUGAGCACGGUGACAAUGAUUUCAUUAUUUGGUCAAGUAAUCAUUGGCUUUAUUAUUCAAGCAACUGCAUUCAUAUUGAUUCGUUUUCAAUCAUGGUAUAUGCCGUUGUAUUCGUACUCUAAUGCAGCUGAAUAUCAAAACUACGAAAAUGCAGCUGUAUUUAUAGUUUCAGCUUAUCAAUAUAUAAUUUUGGCUAUCGCCUUUUCAAAAGGAGCACCAUAUCGUAAAUCAAUCUUAACUAAUUAUGCAUUUGUGCUGAAUAUUUUGGUGUGCUUUGUGUUCACUCUUUACUUGACCACUCAUCCAGUCAAUUGGAUACUUGAACGUUUACAAUUAGUCCGAAUUCCUUCCAUUUGGUUUAUAUGCAUAUUACACUCCAUGGUUUUGGCGAAUUUCAUGGCCAGUUAUAUUGUUGAGUCAGUUGUUGAUGGAGUCGCUUUUCGUCGCCGUAUACGUCGCAUUCGUCAAGCAUUAUUUCCAAGACGUGUGGAACGUAAAGCUUAUGAGCGGAUUCGGGAGGAAAUUGACAGGUCAGCUGGUGUUUGGCCUCCCCUUUUAAGAUCUGCCAGUCUACAAGCAUUACCACGGGAUCUGUUCGCAGAUGACAAUAUAGACAUUCCUACUCGUCCUAGGAGUAGGCGGCUCUCUUCCGCCGUAUCCAAUGACACGGAUGUAGAGGUCGCUUCUGUUCAAAGUGAAAUAACUGACAGACGACAAAUUCCUUUCAGCAGUACAGACGGUGAUGUUGGUUUGCCUAAGAUUGUCGGUAAAUCGUUUUCUAAUCAAUUGAAUGUAAAUGAAAAUCCAAAUCCGAGUUUUAAUCUUUAUGGGUCUUUAAAGAAACGCAAUCUUUCAGUGGAUUCAUUGCAUCACACAACUGAUGAGGUAUUUGAACAUCGAUCAGUGUCACGUACAUCUUCCGUUAUGGAGUUUCCUGUUAUAAAAAGUGUCAGUACACAUUUGAACAAUGAGGAGGAUAAGGAAAAUCAUGAUAAAGGAGACUGUCGUUGAAUUAUGUAGUUGUUUAAUGACAGAAGUUGAAGUGCUUCCCUGCUUUCUGCUGCCUGUAACAUGUUAUUUUUCUACAAAGCUAACAUAAUUGUUGAUGAUGCGUAUUGAAAUGUCAAGAUCGUGUACUUUUCACAUUAGAUUCGAUGUUAUAUUUAAUUUUUAAAAUACCCGAAGAACUUUAACUCUGGAAUUCUAUACAUAUUUUGAUUUAUUUGCCUCAUUUAAAUGCCAAAAUGUUUACUUCGAUGCUAUUUUUCGAGAAUCCCAAAAACUUUUGGCAUAAAGCGUAGUUUGCCAAUAAAAUAUGUUAUACAUUUUUUUUGAUAUUUGAUAAAAUAAUAAUGAUAUUUACUAUUUACAAAAUUUAAAAUUAUUAUUUACUAUCUAUAAAUGUUAACUUAAUCUAAAUUACUAUUUGUGUUGCAACGAAUAUUUUGUAGAAUAAUAAAGGCUCUGACAUAAAAUAGACAAUUUAUUUGUGUUUAUGACAAAUUAUUCCAAUCAUUAUUCACUCUUUGACUGUAAAGUGAUUCAAUACAACUCGCUGGUAUACGAGAUUAUUAAAAGCGUGAUAAUUUUGUUGUUACUUUUGAUUUCAUUAAAGUAUGAGAAUCUGCUUCAUUAU
Molecule: messenger RNA, 4372 nt
Organism: Schistosoma turkestanicum
Lineage: Eukaryota; Metazoa; Platyhelminthes; Trematoda; Strigeidida; Schistosomatidae
Source: the annotation of a GenBank genome assembly